CUUUGCAGUGGUAAGAACUCAUUUCCUUCAUUCGGCAUAAUCCCCCUUGCACCCCAUGGCCAUCCUUCGCCGGAUUGGCGUGAGCCCUGCCUCGCAAGCGGGCUAUCAUGUAUCAUGCAUUUAUGGGGUGCAUGUGCCAAUCGUUGAUUGGUGUUUGUUUAUGGGAAUAUGCUGUCUGGAGGAUGAGAUCUUCACUCGGGGCUUUGGGUCUGGCUUAGGGUCUUUGUACUAAUUGACAUUACUGGGGGGAUGGAGAGUAGCCUUGCUGCUUAACACCGGUUCUCUUUCCUCCUUGGAGUGGGAUGACGAGAAGAUGGGUUGUUAUCUUUGUUUUAUUUUUGCCUGGGAGAAAGCCGCGGGCUUAGACUAUUGCAUUCCCUCCUUCUCUUCUUCUCACCUUCUCUACCUAUCACCUUCUCUUCUUCUCACCUUCUUGCGGGUCUCUAGACUCUACCUCAUCAUAUCCGUCGCUUGGCCUCCAUAUAUCUACAAAGUAUGCAAGAUAUCUCAUUCCCUAAGAUACUGGUAUUCGGUUACCUACUUUUAUGGCAGGGCCAAGAGGCAUAUCCUUCCAACCAGACAUUACCUGUGUACCAGGAGCUUGCUAGCUUCGGGAAUGACUCUCGUACUGUAAAUUCGACAAGGAAGAUCGAGAAACUUGUCGAUACAGUGAGAUUGCC
Messenger RNA from Daldinia vernicosa, 680 nucleotides. RefSeq lists its product as uncharacterized. The record is from RefSeq and is a predicted model, not a curated record. Bases 314 to 634 code for a protein of 106 amino acids. The transcript has 2 exons. Lineage: Eukaryota; Fungi; Ascomycota; Sordariomycetes; Xylariales; Hypoxylaceae.